AUGUGGAAAAUCAAACAUACUUCAUCCUUGAACACUAAAGGAAAUAAUCCUUUAUUUAGAUGGAUAAGUUUUCCUCUAAAUUUCAAAUCUGCCAAUUCAGAUUCAGGUAUGUUAUUGUUCAUUCAGUUUUGCACAACAAAUCUGGGUUUAUUUUUGAUUUGUAUACAGGGUGAUUCACUAAGUAUGCUCACCCCAUUUUUUUGGUUAAAUUUUGCAUGUAUUUAAAUUCUGAUUUUUGGAAUUUUUAAGUGUAAUUAAAUCCGGUAUUUUCGAAUACUUAGAUUGUUCAUAUUUAAGAAGUAUCCAGUGGCGAUAUAAGUUUUUAAAAUAAGAACCUAUAUUAAAAAUCGUAUAAAUAGAUGGAUUAAAUACAUUUUAGUGUUCAAAUGUUUAAUACCCAUCUGUCAAACCGAUGAUGAGAUAUUCGAAUUUUUGACAAUAGGACAGUAGUGGAAUACUAAUAAAACGUACCAUCUAUUCAAUUAAACAUGAGUAAAGCAUGUUUAUAUGCACAAAAAUAGAUGGCACCACAUAGCCAUCUCCCAGAUCGUCUACAUUAACAACACACUCGGCGGCCAUAUAAUACUAGUACAGUUGCCACACUUAUCUAUAUGUAUGUACGUAUUUUCAUAAUAUUGGUUUAUCAUUGCUUACACAGAGUUACACUAAAUUACCUAUAACAGUGGUUGCUCCAGUAACCAUUAUACGCCUUUUUUUUUAUGUGAACACUUUUUUUACCAUAUUACUUACUCCGAUGUAUACAAUAUAGACCCUUUUUUAUAAAUAUUUACAACACCAGAGAAAAAUUUAAAGAUGAAGGAUACGUUUUAAUUCCGUUUAACAAAAUGGUAUUAAUAGUCCUCCCGACAGAAGAAACUAUUAUAACAUUUAUACUAAUGGAGUUACUACAUUUAAUGGCAAUUCAUUCGCAAAGGUGGAAAAUGUUCAAUUUUUUUCAGAAAUAUUACGAAUUAUGGAUGAUUCACCUUUUAAUCAGAACGAUAUACAACAAAUCAUUGAAAUAACCAUGCAAGAAAUAAAUGGCUAUGUUAAGGUUACACAGUGUCAGCGUUUGGAAGAAAUACUGGACAAAUCGGAAUUAGUCAUAAUUGGAAUAAAACAAAUGCGUCACAGAAACAAAGUUCGUUACAUAUUGCAGUUUGAUAGCCUGGAUUCAUUGUAUGUCUCAACUUUCUGGUUGGAGAAAAAAUGUCAGAUGUUAAAAUAGAUUUAAAUUAUAAGAUCAAAUUAAGAUGGAUAGAAUUAAAACUACUGCUAGUGAAAAUAAAGAAAGGCGGGUUUUUUGUGUAUAAUAAUGUAUAAUAUAUGUAUAAUUAUUUUGUAAUGUUAAAAAAAAUAAAUAAGUAUAUACCUACAUAAAUUUUGUCUUUUUAUUUUUAAAAAAAAAUCUUUCCAUUAAGGUUAUAUAAAUGUAGCAUAAUACAUAAAAUUAGUUGAAACUGGGUAGUUGAAAGUAUAGUAAUGUUACUUUCUUACCUAUAUGAUGUUACAGCAGUAUUGAUUUUAGAUUUUCUUUGAAGAUACACCACUGGCAUGGGUGGCUGUUAACAAAUAUUAUAAUUUGCACUGGCUUUUGAAAAAUCUCCGAGCACCACUGCUUGUGCCUAAAACUAUAUUAAUAUACCAAUACUUUACGUUAUAGGUACCUACCUAUAAAUUAUGUUAAAUGUUUAACGCGAUUUUUAUGUUUUUGAACCGUAGGUAUUUAUGGUAUUUUGUCUGUCCGCUACGGAAGUUAUUUUUCUUAUUAUUUAAUUUUUUUUUUUAUAAUAACGAAAAACGAUUUUAUUAAAAUCGGAACUUUCGCAUCUAUACUAUCGUCUAUUUAUGUAAAUACACGAAUAUGUUUAUAAAUACUGAAUACGCUGUUAUAAUGCGAACAAUUGAUAGAUACCUAAAACUUAACGUCAACGGUAUAUGGGUUUUGAGAUGAGGUCCACAGAACGUAGGACGUACGUCAAAACUACACUGUAAAAUAUCCAUAACGCCGGUCGUCGUAACGUUGGCAAAUAAAUACCGUUGGCAAAUUAAACACCCAAACAAAUCAACUGUUGCUUCGUGGAUACGGUCGCCGGAAAAGUUAACGAGAGCCCGGAAACCGAGUAAACAACCUUAGUGUGCGAUCCGAACAAUUAGGUAAGAAUAAUAUUAAUUAAGAAUAUCAAAUUUAAAGUCCAAUAUAUCUAAAAGUAUAGUUUUUGUUUUUAGCUUUUUCAUUUCCCUGCACAUUCACGCGAGUCUUUGUCUUCGUAUAUUUUCCAAUUAUAUGAUCAACAUGAUGUCCACCGUGGUUUCGUUAGUAGAGAGCAUGCUUUUCACGGCGAUUUUGACGUUACUGGUACUGUGUUGGCUAAGCGAAAAAAAUACGAACAUUGCCGUCGGAGUAUGGAACACAAUCGUUCUAAUAAGGUACGCGCGUGUAUCCGAAAAACCGUUUUAUGUUGUUUUUUGUCCGUUUUAAAAUAAGUAAUCGGUGUCUUACAUCGGGCGAAUCACCUCGUCAUCGCUACCCGCCGGCAAAUAAAAUGGACGAUAGUGGUCUGCCUUUUCCGUCAUUCGCGGGUUAUAUCCUAUAAGAUAUGUACGUGAAAAAUAUCGUUUCCCGUGUUCACGACUAGCCUGGAUUUUUAUUCAGAUUUAAAUAGCUCGGCGUAGGUACCUAGGAUUGUAUUCACUGAUGAACGGUAUGAUAUAAAUUCGACUAAAGUCAUAAAAAAUUACAGCUGAAUGUAGAUAUAGCUGANUAUACUCUAUAGUAUAGAAACUAUAAAGGAUUUUUAGAAAUAUGACCAUCGAUGAUCGGAGCUCGCACUUAAAUUGCAUUCCUUAAAAUACGGAAAUUACCGAUUUAGUUGUUUUGUUUACUUUUGGAUUACAUUAUUUUUGCAUAUGGGAAAACAACUGUACUACUUUAAUUUUGUUUUAUUUUUUAAUCUGAGUGUCGUCAAAUAAUCAGCGGGCAUACGACUUGUCACUGGCAAGGCCGUUGCCUUCACACCUUACACAUAUAAGUAAACAUCUUUGCAUAGAGUUUUCUGUACAGAAAAUUCGAUCUGUAUUUUCCGGAGUAUACGUUGAAAAUACCUGCUCGAUUUGCGUCUUUACUAAUUAUAUUUAUUAUAAUAUAUUUGGUGUGUGUUGGACAUUAUUGUAAUACCUAUUAGAUUUAUGAGUAUUAAAUUUAAUUACAGAGACGCUUGGCAUUUGAUAGUUAAGGAUGUGUACACCACGUUUAAAGAUGAGGAUCCGGUCGACGAAGAACCUGAUUUAGUGGUUUAUUUCAGUGAUCAAUCUGGUGAUCAAAUUUCGUGCUCCAUGACGGCUGACCUGGUUUCACGGUCGUUCCCCCUUUGCCACUUUCCAUUUCCACAGGGAGGAGAAAAUACCGCCCAGGAACUCGGUAAACAUACAUUAAAAAAAUACAAAUAUACACCUAACUCCUAAUAAAUUAUUUUUGACUUCAUGUAGAAGAAGUCAUGAGAAACAUGCAAGUUGUUGAUUUGACAAUAAAAAGAGUACAACCCGUCGAAAAUAGCAUAAACUAUUUGCAGUUUAUUUUUUUUGAUUUGAAUUUGGGAAAGGGAAUAUUAUCGAUAUUUGUUGUAAGUAUUUAAUUUUGAUUUGAGUGUUUAUAUUUUUCAUCUUAUGUUGCAAUUAAACUUAUUUUUACUACUUUUGAUCAAUAUUUAUUAAUUCAUCUUAAAAAAAAAAAAAAAAUAAUAAAAUAAAAUGUAUGUUACAAUGAGACCAUAAAGUAAUGUAAUUUAAAAAAAUGAAAUUGUUUUAAUAUUUCGCAGGAAAUGUUUGAGUAUGUUGAUUUUCAUAUUCUUGAUCAGUUGGAUUGUUUGCAUUAUCGUAUUGACGAUUCAGAAUUGGAGAUUGUUUCUAUACUUAAUGGGGAAUUAAUAGUCCUGGAAAUGAGACUGUAAGUGGUUUUCUAAAGUUUUAGUAUAAAUAAUUACACUUAUCGAUUAAAUUGUAUAGUAUGUGUUUUUUUUUUUUUAAUUUAAUCAUAGAAACGUUUGUCAAGUGAUAAUAAAUAACGAGUGGACCACGGGCAAAAAUGAGGAACCGGAUGUCGAAGAACCCGAGUCGGUGGAUUCUUUCGAUAAUCAGUCUUGUGUUCAAGCUUCGAGUUCUUCGACGGCUGACCUCGUUUCACCGUCGUUCCCCCUUUACGUUUGGCCCUCAGAGACAGGAGAUAAUGCCGCUAAAAUUAUCGGUACAUAUAUAUUCUAGGAUAGACUUCUGUAUAAAAACUAUGACUAACACUUACCUGCCUCCUUAUAAAUUAUUGUUGAUUUGAUGUAGACGAAUCCUGCAUGGAGACAAUAAUUCGAGUGGUCAAUUUGACAAUUAGGAGAGCACAACCCGUUGAAAAAGCUUUAAAAUAUUUUCAAUUUAUUUUAUUUGAUUUGAAUAUGGGAGAGGUAAUAAUACUAUCGAUACUCGUUGUAUGUAUUUAUUUUUUUCAUCUUGUUACAUUUAUUUUUAUUUUGACUAUUUAUUUUAUACCAAUAUUUCAUAAUUUAUCGUAGAGAAAAAAAAAUGUAUUUAUUACAAGGUGAUCUGAGUUAUGUAAUUUAAAAAAAUUAAUUGUUUUAACAUUUCGCAGCAAAUGUAUAGGCGUAUUUAUUGUCACUUGCAUGAUCAGUUAAUUUGGUGGUAUUAUCGUAUUGGCGAUUCGGAAUUGGAGAUUGUUGGGAAACUUUAUGGAGGGUUUAUAGUCCAUGGAAUGAGACUGUAAGUGGUUUUCUAAAGUUUCAGUAUGAAUAAUUACACUUAUAAGUUAGAUUACAUAAUAUGUGUUUUUUAGCAAUUUACCGGACGAAUGGAAGCCGAGUGCUAGAAUGGUAUUAAACCAUUUAGAAAAUGAUGAUAGUCAUUAUUUAAAUUUUGCCCGAUCCGCGUUCAAACAGUUAAAUCAAGAUUUACCGAAGAAGUAUUCACAUCUAAUCAAGGUGUGUUAAAAAAAAAAAAUUACUGUUAAUGUAUUAUUUUAUACUUAUACAAUUUCUUAGAAUAAUUAAUCGAAUUAAUAUUCGAUUCACAGAUUAAACAAUAUAGCAAAUAAUAAUAUAUUAGGCAAUGGGAUAGCCAAUAAGUAUCGCAAAUUAUCAUUUUCUUACCAGAAACUCGCGGUAUUUACAAAACUCAGAUACGAUUUACUUAACGAUCACUACUACCAUAUUAUGUUCUUAAAAUAUGGUGGUAGGUAACACUCGAAUAGUGGAAGAAAACUGAGAUUUUGGUACGGCGAAAUGAUUCUCGUGAUAAUCUCUUACUAAUAUAUUGUAUUUUGCUACUACAAAAUAUGCAUCUCGGGAGACUACAGGCGUUGGUUCUGGUGAAUUUUUACGAUAUUAUAUAUACCAAACAUACCGUAGGUAUAGAUAGCUAACAAUAAGUAAUAAAAUGCCAAAAAUAAAAUAAUUUAUCAAUAAAUAAAUAACCAUUUUGUGUUAGUGAAACUAUAAAAAUUGUCUCACAAAAGAUAUUAUUAUAACCAAACGUACCUAAUAUUUAAUAUACCUACUUUUAUUUUCAGGAAAUGAUGGAUAAGCCACGGACAAACAACAUACGAAAAAAGAAGCCUAUUGUCCUACCGUCCUACGCUUAUAGCUAUAAGUAUUUGUGA
This is a messenger RNA of Cinara cedri, 5659 nucleotides long. Lineage: Eukaryota; Metazoa; Arthropoda; Insecta; Hemiptera; Aphididae. The record is from the annotation of a GenBank genome assembly.